AUGUCAAAACUCUUCGUACUUCUCAUUAUUAUACCAAUCGGUUCAUCAUUAGUACCAUUACCACUUGGUAAUGUUGUCCACCCAACUUCUGGCCUGGCUUUUCGGUACUUGGCACAAUACGCUCCAGCUGACGAUAUUAUCUCAUUUACUAUGGCCAUACCUCUAACACAGGACAUGUGCUACUUACUUCCGUUACACACACUACAUAAAAUACCACAGUGUGGUUACGACCCAUCGGGACUAUCAUCUAACGAUACAACACGCCGCAAACGUUUUAUCUCUGAACUCGUUGCAAUUGGAAUGGGAUCCGCAGCACUUACAAUGUCAACGAUAAACUAUGCACAAAUAGCACAAAUUCAACAUGAUAUAGAAACGAUUACCAAAGCACUCACUAAACUUGACUCAGUAUCAGCGGAACUUCUUCACCUUCAAACUGGUCAAUUGAAACUAGCGCUGGUACUUAACCAUACACAAAGUGCCUUGAAUCGCACUACUACUAUCAUAAACCAUCAUGGAAUUGCUAUUGAACACCUAGGCAUUUUUGCAAAAUAUCUCGAUAACCGACUGUCAACAUUUAUUCAUUCUGUGGAAUCUCAUUUCCUACACACAUCCAUCACGGAUAUACUGGCCAACAAGCUCAACCUUAAUUUCAUACAUCAUCGAGAUUUAAACAAAGUGGCGAAACACAUUGCAAUGUCCACCAAUGUCAACUUCACCACUGAAAACCUAGGGCCACCGUUAAUCGAACUCCUUAGUCGUCUUCUAGUCCAACAAACAAUUCAUUUUGUACCAAAAACAUCAUCCAAUCAAACAGAGUCGAUCCUUGGAAUACUAUCAAUUUCUUCCUUUUUUGCCGACACUAAACGACGCGUUACUCCAUUUGCCGUAUAUGAACUAUUCUCAGUACCUUUUUAUUAUUUUGGAAAACGUAUUCGUUUAGCAAAUUUACCAAAAGCUAUUGGUAUUGAUUACGCUAACUUUCAACUUAUUAAAUGGACUGAAUCCGAUUUUCAAGCUUGUAAUUUUAACGAUAUGUCUGUUUGCCGCGAAACGCCACCAAUUAUUACAAAGUGGAAAAAUACUUGUUUACACCAAAUACUCAACGAUUCUAUUUUAUCGGCUUGCCGUACCGAACCUUACAAUGAAGAUAUAUUCUAUCAGCAGAUAGGAUCACAAUGGAUUAUAUCCACAACCCAAAUGCAACGAUGCAAUUUUGCCACCGCUCAUACGGUUAACACACCACACCUCAUUCAGAACACGGGCCGCACAUUAUCUACUGUCACAUUAAUCACUAUUCCACCCAAAACCACGCUCUUAUGCGACCAAUUUAAUAUACCAGCUUCACCCGAAGCUUCAGGUCCACCCGUUUCUUUAUGGGAUUUUUCUUUAGUCAAUUUUACCUACGGCGAAAAAUUUGAUAUGUCCGACUACCUACGUAAUCAUACUCGAUGGCCGAAGAUACCAUUUAUCUCAAACGAAUUACAAGCAGUAAUCAAUUUCAUUUCUCAACGCUCUUCACCACCGUCUAUCGUCCCGACAAUGCCUACAUUACGCGAUUUACAUCGACAUCCAAUUGGUAUUCUCAAUAUAGCCACCCUCAUUAUUAUCAUAUCACUAUUAAUCAUAUUAGCAUUAUGUUUUUUUCUACGCCGACAUCGUUUACCAUCGGUUUACUUUCGUGUUCCAGCUUCAACAACUGUCCCUACCACAUCAUAA
Molecule: messenger RNA, 1716 nt
Organism: Adineta ricciae
Lineage: Eukaryota; Metazoa; Rotifera; Eurotatoria; Adinetida; Adinetidae
Source: the annotation of a GenBank genome assembly